UUCUUUGAAAAUUCUGCCCCACCACUACCGUUAAUUUCAUGGGUCCCUAAAUUGAAUAGAUAGAUAUGUGGGCAGUGACUUAGAAGCAUCCUCUAUCAAAAGACCUCACAGAAUAUGCUACUGAUACAAAUAACAAAUUACUCAAGACUAAUUCAAAGCACAUGAUCAUACAGGCCUUGGAUAUAAAAUAUAUGGAAUAGAUGAAGGCCGAAAACAACAUAAUCUACAUUCUAGAUCUAAUAUUAUCAAGGCAGAAAAAAGUGGAAGAAGACGCAUGUAAUACUUAAAUAAAGCCAUAGUCAGAAUGAAAACAUAAGAACGUAUUGAUAAAACAAUUUUCUUUUGAAAAAGAAAAAUGCUCAUAGGACGCCAACAUUUUAAAACAAAUUGCUGUAGAUCUAGAUAUCUAGAUCUACCUGUAGUUCUAUGAAACACGAUGCUUCCGUAAAAGACUAGAAAAUCAUGGUAAACAGGUGAAUCAAUUACAGAAUUUCCUUUCGUAAAUUCUAAGAAUGGACUGCCAUUUUAACUUGGAUCUGGAGAAAGUGAAAGACACAUUGUAUGGAGGAGAAUUGUUGAAGCUUCUAAAAUAACGGAAAGGGCAGGGUGUAGAAUAGAUGUCAGAAGAUGAUAUCUCAAGAUUUUGGCCUGGACACCCUAACUUAAGGGUAGACCAAGCAUCCAUUCAUGAUUAUUCAGUUAGAAUCAGUACAUUUCAAUUUUCAUUAUAAAUAUCAUGUCGGGGUUAACCAUCUCGGGUUAAUGUAGAAAACAGCCACUUUCCCUCAAAUAAUAGGCCUAAUCUAAAUCUAGAUCUAGAUCUAGGCCUACUCAUAUUUUACUUACACUGGUGGUGAUCGUAGGCUAAAUCUAGUCACCAAUAUGUAAGUCCUUGCUAGACUUCGACUUAGAAUUUGAAAGUACCGUGGCGAGGCUGAAAGUGAAAGGUAACCGAACAAAAAACAUACAUAGGCGUGCAUAUAUAUACUGUUUUUUGCACCUACCUUGAAGAAGUCCAGAUCUGACCGAAAGCAAGUUGAUCUACGAUUCUAAAUCUAGAUAUCUAGAUUUGUCUAGAUCUAAAUCUAGAUUCUAUUUGAUAAUUCAAAAAUCUUGCAAGAUAAUCUGCGGACGAAGUCGCCUGAACUCUGCCUCCAAACUAAAAUAUUUAAACCUAAAACUUCUGGUUUAACAAUUUCGCGAAGGAAACUCUAAAACUAGAGUCUAUCUGUAGGCAGAUCUUAACUUAGGCCUAGACUAGUACAAACUUUCGUCGAAAGCUGCUCUCACGUCACGAGUGGUAGCUCUAUUCGAUUCUACUCCCUUAACUUUGGACGUAAAACCAGAAAAUAGGCUUUGGCUUGUUCAAGAAGCAGCUUGACGAGGACGCGCGAGGGAUUUUCUAAGAAUAGCUGAGCUCCCCAACGGAAAAAUCCGAAAACUAAGGGAAGUGACUCCGACUAUUGGGCCUAACUCCUGAGGAGUUGGCCAAGCCAAACACUGCAGCGUUCAGCAAUGUAGGCCUACCAGGAAGAAGAAAGAGAACGAAUGCCCAAACUGUUAUCAAGCAGGAAGAAGAAAGGGAACACAAGGUCCGAAUGUAAAUUUUGAUAUCAAGCAAAAAGACGAAAGGGAACAAAGUUUAAGGAACAAAGACCUGAAUGCGACUCACGAGACAAUGACUCAUGGAGUCGGCUAGAUCUAUAGAUCUAUGAGGAAUAUAAAAGUUUAUUAAGUGAAACUGUACUUUCUUUCACUUUCUGCAAGUGAAAGUUGAACCCAGUGUCAGACGGGUCAGAGUAAGACAAGACUGUGUAACAUUUCAAAAGACUGAGCGACCCAUAUAGAACAUGUCAGCAUCAUCUACUUCUACCAUGGAUGCAAAGUGUGCCUUUCUGUUCGUGUUGUGCUUCUCAACUGGAUUCUGUUUACAAUGCCUGGACAAUGAUGGCAAGGCAGUAGACUGGUAUUCUGUCUACAAGUAUCCAAGGGUCCGCUCACCUAAGAGCUUGAUUUUCAAAGAAGGACUGGCUUUUGUCUAUCUGGAUGUGCGAAACCCACAAUGGGAAUUGUCCAAAACGCCCAUUAAUGCAACUGGGAAUGCAGUUUAUAACACACUGCAGCAAAUUUAUAAGUCAAAGGGAGAAUCUAUAAUGUACAUGAUGUACAACGAUGAACAUCCAGAAGGGUUAGAGACAGACCACAACGGUCAUACUAAAGGAGUUGUCGCUUUUGACCGAACUUCUGGUUUUUGGAUGAUACACAGUUCUCCAAAAUUCCCCCCUGCUAGAAAGUUCAGCUAUAACUGGACUGCACACGAUAAUGGCCAGACCGUGUUAUGCAUCUCUUUUCCCUUCAAGCAGCUUCAAAAUAUUGGGACUCAACUGUUGUACAAUGAACCGACUAUCUAUGACUACGUACUCCCUGCCGAUUUCGCCAGAGAUUUUCCUGUCCUUAAGAAGGUCAUUGACAGACAGCAUCCACUUGGACCCCCGUGGUCAAGCGUUCUCAAACUCUCAUCUCUAGGCGGAGAGACUUUUGUUAGUUUUGCAAAGUCUUAUAAAUUUGGUGCAGAUUUGUAUGAUGCUUUAGUAGCUCCAACUCUGAAGAACGACCUCCUUGUUGAGACAUGGCUGAGGACUGAGGGUACGAAGCUGCCCUCAAACUGUUCCGCCCACUACAAGGUCUUCAAAGUCACAGGAAUUUCACUGCCUGGUCCAGUAUUUUUCAAGGAAACCAAAGACCAUGCCAAGUGGGCGGCUAGCUAUGUGAAGAAUGUCUCCAACAUGAGUUCCGUCCCCUGGACAUGUAUCGGGGACAUCAACCGUAUGGAGAGCCAGUUCCACAGAGGGGGUGGCACCGUGUGUUUGCAGAACCUCGGCAUGUGGAAAGCUUUCAACAAUUCAGUAAACAGCUUUGACUCAUGUCAUUAGCCUAAGAUUUUUCUGCUUCGGAUAAGACACGUACCUGUAGGUCAAGAACAGCCGAAAGAAUUUAAUAAUUGAUCACAUAAAUUAGUGCCAAAAGUUUUGUUUUUGUACAUUAUAGCGAGACUUUACUUUUACUUUUACUUUACUUUUCCGAUUCAGUGGCCAAGUGGCCAAGUGGCCAUCUGAGUUCUAGUCUUUGAGCCUGAAUAGUGAGACUUUAAAAAUAAUUAUGUUGAGGAAGACUAGCCGCAUGCACUUUUUUAACGGAGAAUAAAACCAAAUUUUGUUGCAUAGAGUUUAUAGACGAAUAACAGAAGAAAAUAGACUAGUCAUGUCUUAUUAGCGGGCAUUAUUAUAUAUGUGGGUACGUGGGAAAACUAAGUUCAUGUUAUUGAUAGCUGAAUUGAGCGAAAGCUGAAAAAAGUGUAAAAAAUGGAUUUUUGAAAUUGUAUUCCUAUUUUCUAUUAAUUAUUUUGACUUAGAUAUAUUUAUUAAAAAGUUAGAAGUUUUGAACAAACAGAAAAGUACAAAAGAUAUUUUAAAACAUUUUUUGUGAAGUGUGCAUAAACUCACCAAAGUUGAAAUGAAUCAUAAAUCUAACAUAACAACGCUGUUGUUUUGUGGCUUUUCUCCUCCUUACAUAAUAGAGAAUUGUCAUACUGCUUGGUAUGUGGGGAAAGCUCUGUUUCUCUAUUGUUAGAAUAGGAUGAUUUUGAGUUGUAUCAACCAGUGAGACAAAUGGGAUAGCAAUCAUUUUUGUGUUCCCUGCAUUUCUGCUUGGGAAUGCGUACUUUUCAAGAUCAGGGAAUGGAUACAGUAAAUUUAGUCAUUUUAUCAUGCUGUGCCUUUUUUUUUUUUACAUUUACUUCGUUCUCUCAUGUGGUUUGGGGAUUCUUUAUAGAAUUACCAAUGCCUAAAAAGGGCAUAACCGCUGUUGACUAGCUGCAAUAUGGGUUAGAACCUAAAAACCUCCAAAAAAAUGUAUUCCACAACUACAGAUGCAUUUUUAUCGAAACUUUGUCUUUAAUUGAAAACACCACAACUUGGCUACAAAGUAAGACAUCUUGGAAAUCUAAAAAUCCAAAGCAUAAUUUAGAGAACUGACAGAAGUAUAGCAUGACUGUCUCAGUUCAAAAUGCCUGACAACUACAAUGUGCCUAGUUUUCCCUGGCACCCACACAUAUUAUGAGACUUUCUUCUAUUUCUGCCCAAAGAAAAUUUGUUUGUGGUCCUUUCCAAGCAGUCUGUAUUUUAAUAUGCAAAUGGAAAAAUGAAGGAACAGUGGUUUUAAGAAACUUUUUUGUAAGUUGAUGUCAUUUGUAAAACCAGUUGUAUAAUGUUAGAAUGAUUUGGGAUUGUACUGGAAGAAAAAAAAAUACCGUUGAUAUAUAUUGAUGAAAGCUGGAGUAAUUUUUUUAAAUAAA
This is a messenger RNA of Aplysia californica (California sea hare), 4354 nucleotides long. Its product is annotated as plancitoxin-1. Bases 1851 to 2933 code for a protein of 360 amino acids. The record is from RefSeq and is a predicted model, not a curated record. Gene Ontology annotation, molecular function: deoxyribonuclease II activity. Lineage: Eukaryota; Metazoa; Mollusca; Gastropoda; Aplysiida; Aplysiidae. The transcript has 9 exons. Gene Ontology annotation, biological process: apoptotic DNA fragmentation.